AUGCUCUUGACAUUUCCUCGAGCGCCAUUGCCGGCAGGGCUGGCCGCUGUCUCGGCUGUCUUUCUUCUGAUCUAUCUCUACCUUCAUUCCUCCCUGGGCUCAGGUCCCCACCUUCUGUCCAUCAAAGCCUCUACACAGGCAUCACAGCUCUCUCAAUGUCCGCCAUCGUCAGCAAUCAGCGACAUCGUUCUGUCCAUCAAGACCGGCGCCACCGAAGCCUUUGACAAGCUACCGACGCAGCUACUCACCAUCCUGCAAUGCGCAGACACGCUCCUCCUCUUCUCCGACUUGGAGCAAAACAUCCAUUCGCUCCACAUACACGACGUGCUCUCUCGCUACGAUCCCGAGUUUCUUGAGCACCACGCCGACUUCGAGCUCUAUCGCAAGCAAAAAGAAUACCAGGCCGAGGGCCGCGACAUUCAGACACUGAGCACAAUGAAAGACUCCAACUCCGACUGGCGAACCGCCGGACACAAUGCCGCCUGGGCCUUGGACAAGUACAAAUUCCUGCACAUGAUAGAAAGAGCCUGGGAGCUACAGCCAGACAAGGAGUGGUACGUCUUUGCCGAGACCGACACUUAUAUCGUGUGGCACAACCUCGUGAAAUGGCUCGAGAGAUUUGACCCAAGCGAGCCACUAUAUCUCGGCCGUGGUGAGCCCAUGAAGAAAGAAGAGGGAGACGGCUUCUUCUUUGCACAUGGCGGAAGUGGCUUUGUGCUGUCGCGUGCCGCCAUGUACGACUUUUGUGUUACCAAAAAGGGGCUCGCGAGUCGAUGGGAUGCCAGAAUACCCGACUUGUGGUUUGGCGAUUACGUCGUGGCAAAAGCUCUGAAAGAAGAGCUCGAUCUCAACCUGACCUCGGCCGCACCCAUGUUCAGCGGGCACAAGCCCAUAAACUUGCCCAUUGGCGCUGGCAUCUGGUGUCGCCCCGUCAUCACUCAACACCACCUGCGAUCUGAGGAAGUUCAGACUUUGUGGAUGCUAGAAGAUGACUUUUACACAAAUUCAUCUUCAAACACUCCACCCUAUCUGCGCUUUUCACACCUCUUCAGAGACGUACUCUCUGGGGUCAAGUUCCCCGAACUUCGGUCCGAGUGGGACAACAUGUCGCAGGACAACACAUACACAAUCAAGGCUCCUCGCACAAAGGUUCAGGCAAAGGAGAAGCCAGACGAGCGUGUCGGUGAACCCACUGUAGAGAAAGACCCAAAUUCCUCGCCUGAUGCAUGCAAUGCUGCUUGUGAGGUUGUGGGUACAUGUUUCCAAUGGGCGCAUUUGAACUUCACUACUGUCGAAGAGAAGAAGCAACACAGUGGCGGCAUCUGUUAUCUGAGCAGCGUCUUCCGUUUUGGCAACCACAGACCAGAAGAGUCCUGGGUCGAUGAGAAGAACGCAACCAACAUUCACAUGUGGGUUUCUGGAUGGAAGACAGCAGCCAUAGAGGAUUGGCUUGCGAACGCUCUGGAUAGUUGUGGUAAGGUUGAUUGGACUUGA
Aureobasidium uvarum is the source of this 1494-nucleotide messenger RNA. The record is from the annotation of a GenBank genome assembly. NCBI's taxonomy places the organism in Eukaryota, Fungi, Ascomycota, Dothideomycetes, Dothideales, Saccotheciaceae.